CACGCUAAUACCUUUUUCUUCCAACCUCCAUCAUCGAAAGGUCAAAAAGCUUUUCAAAAAAUCAGAAAAAAAUACUGUUCAAAAAAGCAGUUGUUAUUUUCUCUAUCUAGUUCGCAGAAAAGUUCACAAAGCAGUAACGACCCCCUAAAUCGUAUAUAAAAACCACAAUGUCCGCUUCGCCUGCCGUUGCCCCCGCCCAAGAGGCCACGCUGCCCGCCCCAGAGGCCGCACCCGCACCCGCCCAGGCGCCGGUCCCCGCUCCCCCCGCUGCUGCUGCGCCCAGCUACAACCCGCCGCCUCAGACCUCGAUGUCCGCCCCAUCCGCCUCCCUCUAUGUUGGAGAGCUCGACCCUACCGUCACCGAGGCUAUGUUAUUCGAGAUUUUCAACAUGAUUGGUCCCGUGGCGAGCAUCCGUGUUUGUCGCGAUGCUGUCACCCGUCGCUCACUUGGUUAUGCUUACGUGAACUACCUGAACGCUGCGGAUGGUGAGCGCGCUUUGGAGCAGCUCAACUACUCUCUCAUCAAGGGGAAGGCUUGCCGUAUCAUGUGGUCUCAGCGCGACCCUGCCCUCCGUAAGACCGGUCAAGGCAACAUUUUCAUCAAGAACCUCGACGAGGCCAUCGACAACAAGGCUCUUCACGAUACCUUUGCAGCUUUCGGUAAUGUCUUGUCGUGCAAGGUCGCGACGGACGAGCUAGGCCGCUCCAAAGGCUACGGUUUCGUUCACUACGAGACUGCUGAGGCUGCCGAAACCGCCAUUAAGGCCGUCAACGGAAUGCUUCUCAACGAUAAGAAAGUUUACGUCGGCCAUCACAUUUCCAAGAAGGAACGUCAAGCCAAGAUUGACGAACAAAAGAAACAAUUCACUAACAUCUACGUGAAGAACAUCGAUCUCGAAGUCACGGACGAGGAGUUCAGGGAGCUUUUCACUAAGUUUGGCCCUGUUACCUCUGCAGUUCUUCAGAAGGACGAGGAGGGCAGGAGCAGGGGCUUCGGUUUCGUCAACUACGAGAAUCAUGACGACGCUCAGAAGGCUGUGGAGGCACUGCACGAUUCCGAGCUCAAGGGCAAGAAGCUCUACGUGUCUCGCGCGCAGAAGAAGGCCGAGCGUGAAGAGGAGCUACGUAGGUCGUACGAGCAGGCGAAGAUGGAGAAGUUGAGCAAGUACCAGGGAGUCAACCUCUACAUCAAGAACUUGGAAGACGACAUUGACGACGAGCGUCUCCGCUCUGAGUUUGAGCCUUUCGGCACUAUCACUAGUGCCAAGGUCAUGCGGGACGAGAAGGGACAGUCCAAGGGCUUUGGUUUCGUCUGCUUCUCUUCUCCGGACGAGGCCACGAAGGCCGUUGCGGAGAUGAACAAUAAGAUCAUUGGUUCCAAGCCCCUGUACGUCUCCCUCGCCCAGCGUCGCGAGAUCCGCAGGCAGCAACUGGAGAGCCAGAUUGCUCAGCGCAACCAGAUUAGGAUGCAGCAGUUGGCUGCUGCUGGCCUUCCUGGUGGUUACCCCAACGGACCCAUGUACUACCCUCCUGGCCCUGGUUACCCUCCUCAGGGCGGUCGUGGUAUGAUGGGCUAUGGCCAGCCGGGUAUGAUGCCUCCUCGUCCCCGCUACCCCAACGGCGGGCAGCCGGGUAUGCCUAUGCCUGGACCUUACGGGCAAGUCCCUCAGGGUUACGGUAUGCCCGGAUACCCUCGCGCGCCUCCUCGUGGUCCUCCUGCUCCUCGUGGUCCCGGAGAGGCCGGUGCUCCCCCUGCUGGCCGCGGCGCCAACGGUGUUCCUCCUCCAGUCAACGGUGCUCCUAGGCCAGCCGGCGCUGCAGGCGCCCCUGCCGGACGGCCUGCUGCGGUCCCGGCUGGUGCACCUGCUGGCGCUGCCCGUCCCCAGGGAUACAAGGGCAAUGCGCAGGGCCGACCUGCUCCUGCUGGUCAACCUGCUCCAGCUGGUGCACCGCAACUUGAUGGCCUGCCGACGAUCUCGCCCGCUACACUGGCGAACGCACCUCCGAUGGAGCAGAAGCAGAUGCUCGGCGAGGUGUUGUACAUGAGGAUUGCUCCUGCUGCUGGGGAGCUUGCUGGCAAGAUUACUGGUAUGCUUCUCGAGAUGGACAACAGCGAGCUUCUGCACCUCUUGGACGCCCCGGACGCGUUGAACGCCAAGGUGGCCGAGGCUAUGAUCGUCUUGCAGGAAUACCAGUCGAAGGAGGAUGAGCAGAAGGCUCAGUAAACGGGUCACGGCUGUGAUGGGUAUGAUGCGUAGUGGUGGGCGCUCGCUUGGGUUGUGCAGCUUUGUUCUCUUCGACGCUAUCUUCGGUCCGUGCUGUGUUCGUCGACGGUUCCCUGUUCUCGCAUUGCAUCUUGCUACUUGCUUCAUAUCUCCGUAGUAGUGGGGGGUCUUACCUUUGUGUACUUGCGACAGAAUAGAGAGAUUCAGCUGCU
Messenger RNA from Gloeophyllum trabeum ATCC 11539, 2437 nucleotides. Its product is annotated as polyadenylate binding protein. Gene Ontology annotation, cellular component: ribonucleoprotein complex. Gene Ontology annotation, molecular function: RNA binding. The coding region runs from base 168 to 2225 and encodes 685 amino acids. The record is from RefSeq and is a predicted model, not a curated record. NCBI's taxonomy places the organism in Eukaryota, Fungi, Basidiomycota, Agaricomycetes, Gloeophyllales, Gloeophyllaceae. The transcript is spliced from 8 exons.